UAUUAUUAGAAGAUGUAAACAUGGAGUACUUAACUAUACUGUCCUACGACCCAUUACAACAAUCAUUGCCCUGAUUUGUGAAUUGACCGAGCAUUACAACGAGGGGAGCUUCGCAUUUGAAGGGGCAUGGUCUUACCUUCUAAUUAUCAACAACGUGUCUCAGGUGUGGGCUCUUUAUUGCAUGAUUCUAUUCUACCACGCUACCAAAGACGAACUUGAACCAAUCAAGCCACUAAGCAAAUUCUUGUGCAUCAAGCUUACGAUUUUUGCCUCCUUCUGGCAGUCUGUAUUCGUCAACAUCCUCGUCGAUACCGGUGCAAUUCAGCCUAAGGAAUCAUGGGGGAUGGACAAAUACGAUUUUGGAAAAGCGAUUCAGGAUUUUCUGAUCUGUAUAGAGAUGUUUCUCGCAGCUAUUGCCCAUUACUAUUCAUUUUCGUAUAAGCCAUACCAGAACGAUGGACCACGUUCUCGGUUUUUUUCGAACUUCAAAAAGAUGUGGGACAUGUCUGACGUCAGAAAGGACAUCACAGAGCACGUAACGGUUGUCGGGAACGACUUCAAGCGGAAAGUUGGGAACAUGGUGGGAAUGGCAAAUGAUUCGGAGGCUGAUGUUUCAACAGUCGUUGAUGACAAUGAUAUUCAAGUUAGUGUGAAGAAGUCAAGGAGAUUUUUCAAAAAGAGAAAACGUUUAGUAGAUGAUAUAAGCAAUAGCCCCGCUGGUACGUCCCCAACGACGCCUAAAAUUGUCGAUGACGACAACAGCCAGGAAAUAUACCCUGUGGUUCUGCCGUCACGAAUUGAUACCGAUCUUGAAACUGACGAGACACCAGAGGGCGCUAUCACAAAUCAUGGCUUUCUUAAUCCACAUUACAGCGAGAUUGAGGAUCAGGAGAUGACUAAGGCUGAAUUCAUUGACCAAUCAGAUUCCUAAUAAAUAUGCAAAAAAUAUGUUAUGCUAAACACUAACUGGGCUACACUCAAAAUAUAAACAAAUCAACAAUUUGAUAGAUCAGUUUGAUUAUGAAAACAAUGUAAUUUAUUUUAUUGUUUUUUAUUUUUUAGCAUAUUUUCUAUAACAAUAACAACAAUAAUUAUUGCUGCGAAGCAGCCAAUUCAUAUUCUUGACAGGAAUUUGACC
This is a messenger RNA of Anneissia japonica, 1138 nucleotides long. RefSeq names its product transmembrane protein 184C-like. Lineage: Eukaryota; Metazoa; Echinodermata; Crinoidea; Comatulida; Comatulidae. Gene Ontology annotation, molecular function: transporter activity. The transcript is spliced from 5 exons. The record is from RefSeq and is a predicted model, not a curated record. Gene Ontology annotation, biological process: transport. The annotation marks the transcript as partial.